Molecule: messenger RNA, 222 nt
Organism: Closterium sp. Naga37s-1
Lineage: Eukaryota; Viridiplantae; Streptophyta; Zygnematophyceae; Desmidiales; Closteriaceae
Source: the annotation of a GenBank genome assembly
AUGCUGGAGCGAGAACCGUCCAUGACUCACACGAUCGAGUGCCUGCACGUGCAUGGGACGGCUGAGAGGAAGGGCCGGCGAGUGCGGUGGGGUGACGAAGCGGGCUUGUCGCUUACGGCUAUUCGAGAAUACGAGCCAAGCGAUACGAAACAUCCGGAUGACCUGGCGUGGUGGGAGAUGGAGGACGACGAUGAUGACGUGUGCAGCUGCGCCAUGCAGUGA